CUUCGGGUGGAUGGAUAAUAGGUAAGUUUUCAUUUUAUCGGCUUCCAUGGAUACUCUCUCAGCAUCCGUUUCAUCCUUGAACCUCCCUUCUCUUCCUCCACCGCCGCAGCCACCGUUGAGAUCCAUCUCCCGCCGCUUUAAAUCCAGCGCAAACGCCACCACUUCUGCUGCAUCUACCAAUCUCUCAAAACCAACAUCGUCUUCACCUUCUUCAUCAUAUUCCCACCACAAAAACCAGAAUUUCUCCAGAGCAAUCUCGUUUCCGGUUCCGCACACAAAACCCUCUAGAGUUACUCCUCCUCCGGUGCACGAUAAAGCGGCCUCGGGGUUUGCUGCGGCGCUCGUUAGCGUUUGUCAAUCGAAGAAUUGUCUUGGUCGGACUCAAGAAGAUGUCAGAAGAUUGAUGGUGUUUCUUGUGGGAGAAGAAAAGAAGAGGAACAAGGUCUUAGUCAAUGAUGUUGUUGAGAGAGAGAAUCUGUAAUGAAUUGGUCACAACAAAACUUGUCUGGGUUUCUUGAUGAUACAAAAGAUUGUAAAAGAGAUCAUAUCUAAUUCCAAAGUUUGCGUCUUUACUCAGGAAAUGUUACACUACUUGUCUUUGGUUGAUGUUUUUAUGGAAUCUGAGAGAAUCUGUAAUAAAUUGUUUGUCUGAUG
Arabidopsis arenosa is the source of this 654-nucleotide messenger RNA. The record is from the annotation of a GenBank genome assembly. Lineage: Eukaryota; Viridiplantae; Streptophyta; Magnoliopsida; Brassicales; Brassicaceae.